AUGGAAAGAGGCCAAAGCAAAGGCAAAGCUAAAGAAGAGGGACAGAGAGAUGUGAGGUAUAGAGGUGUGAGAACAAGACCGUGGGGGAAAUUCGCAGCCGAAACACGCGAUUUGACAAGGCAGGGAGGUCGGUUGUGGCUUGGCACCUUCAACACUGCUGAAGAAGCUGCAAGGGCUUAUGAUAGAGCUGCUUUUUCCAUGAGGGGUGCUCUUGCAAUUCUCAAUUUUCCAAGUGAAUAUGGUUUGAAAGAUGCAGGUCACUCUGCUGCUACUACUUCCUCAUCAUCUUCUUCGUCUUCAUCUUCUUUUCCAUCAUCUUCGAGAAUCCAUAAUGCGAGUAGGACCGAAUUCGGAAGAGAAAUCUUCGAGUUUGAGUGUUUAGAUGAUAGUGUUUUAGAGGACCUUCUUGAUUUUGAGAAUAAUAGCAAAAGUAAGUGAAGAAAAACAAAUUAAGUAGCAUUCUUUCUUAUUCUGGUUCUGUAAUUUUAAGCUUCCAAAUUGUUCCACGCUCUUAACUUUUCAGUGCCAUUUGGACUAAGUAUUAUGAAUGUUUCUUGUUAUUACGAUGUGCUUUCAGU
Molecule: messenger RNA, 578 nt
Organism: Pyrus x bretschneideri (Chinese white pear)
Lineage: Eukaryota; Viridiplantae; Streptophyta; Magnoliopsida; Rosales; Rosaceae
Product: ethylene-responsive transcription factor ERF098-like
Exons: 1
Coding region: 1-438 (145 amino acids)
Biological process (GO): regulation of DNA-templated transcription; ethylene-activated signaling pathway
Molecular function (GO): DNA binding; DNA-binding transcription factor activity
Source: RefSeq, a predicted model, not a curated record